AUGUUGUUGCUGCGAAGAGUCUCUCCUCUGUUCUCUAUGAUCCUCGCCAAAAGAUCAACAAAGUUGCUUCCUUUCGAGUCAAGCUACUUCUGCUCGAAACUGGGAACUCGAUCAUAUGCGAGUGGAAGACGUGAAGACUACAACCUGUUUGGUAAUGUGAAACCAGGAAGUGAGGACGAAAGCAAUGCUAAUACAAAGCAAGAAAGUGGAAGAAACCGGCUUGAGAAAGAGGUUAAGAAAGCUAGGAAACAAGCUAAAGACAACUCUGAUCUGAUAGAUGCAGAUGACAGUGACGAAUUAUACAGUGUUUGGUCUGGAAGUGAUGAGGAGAAAUCCUUAUGGACUGGAGAUGAAGGUGAUGAUGACGAUGAUAUUCCAACAGAUCUACACCCAAACGAAGCAUCUGAUAAGUACUUAGACAAGUUGUUUGAGUUUGAAGAGAAACCAAAGUACAGGACAAUCUCUGAGCUGUUGAAAACUGAAAACGAACCUGAGGACCUUUCACCUGGUAAAGAGGCAAGGAAGCUUGCUGUUGAGAACGCGCUGAAGAAGCUGAACAAAGGGCCUGACGGGCGUUACACAAACGUGUGGGAAGUGAUGAGUGACGUCGACAUUCUUAUUGGAGCGUUUGAGAACAUUAUCUCAGGGCCUGAAUAUGAAGAACUGAGAAAAGGUGGACCUAAGAGACUGAACAUGCAGUUCUUUAAAGAUAUACAAACUCACAUGAGAGAUCCAAACUUUAAGUUCACACCUGAGAUAAAGUUGAAGCCUAAGAGUAAACUAGUGCCUAGGAAGAAAUGGCAGAAGGCACAGUCCAGAAGAAGGAAAGCUCAGAAACGGUAAAAGCUUGUGACUGUUUCAUCUUGAUGUCAAUCCUGUAAAUAAUCGGUACCGUGAUUAAGCAGCUUUCCUUUGGAGUGAUUCUGCUCCUUUUUAGUAUUCUUUCUUCUAAAGAAAGAAGCUUUGAAGGAAAAGCUAGAGAUGCUUUGGUCCUUAUUGGACAUUUUUUUUGUGGGGAGGGAAGAAUACAGCUUUAUGAGCUUUUGAUCUUCAAAAGUUUUUUCUUUUUCUUUUGGUUAAAAGAAGUUGGAACUUGUAAUGUUGACA
Molecule: messenger RNA, 1107 nt
Organism: Eruca vesicaria subsp. sativa (arugula)
Lineage: Eukaryota; Viridiplantae; Streptophyta; Magnoliopsida; Brassicales; Brassicaceae
Source: the annotation of a GenBank genome assembly